AUGGUAUCAUUCAAGCUCGACAAUGUCAGCAACCCCGUGCUCGGCCUGAGUGGCUUCCCAGGGCUGGAGAUGUUUCACCACUGGAUUGGCAUCCCCAUCUUUUCCGCCUACCUGUUUGCAGUGCUGGGCAACUGCACCAUUCUGUACAUCAUAUGGACAGAGCCAAGCCUGCACCAGCCCAUGUACUAUUUCCUGGCCAUGCUGGCAACCACCGACCUGGGCCUCUGCCUCACCACCGUGCCCACCGUGAUGGGAGUCCUCUGGUUCCAGCUGUGGAAGAUCACCAAACACGGCUGUAUUGCUCAACUUUUUAUUGUCCACUCCUUCUCCUUCAUGGAGUCAGCAGUGCUCUUUGCCAUGGCAAUAGAUCGCUUCCUGGCCAUCUGCUUCCCUCUGAGAUACACUGGUUUUGUGACCACGGCCAGGGUGGCUGGAACUGGCCUUGUUCUGCUGCUAAGAAGCACCAUGUUUUUGUUGCCACCUGUGCCUUUUCUGCUGCAGUUCCCGUAUUGUCCAGGGGCUGUCCUUUCUCACUCCUACUGUCUCCAUCAGGACCUAAUCCGUUGGGCUUGUGCUGAUACAACCUUCAACAGCCUUUAUGCUCUCAUCCUCAUCCUCCUUACAAUGGGCUCUGAUCUCCUCUUCAUCCUCGUCUCCUACAGCCAGAUCCUGAGGACUGUUCUGGGCAUGACUUCUGGGAAUGAAGGCCACCACAAAGCCCUGGGCACCUGCGUCUCCCACAUAUGUGCCGUCCUGGUCUUCUACGUCCCAGUGCUCGGGCUCUCCAUUGUGCACCGGUUUGGCCAGCAUGCCUCUCCCCUUCUCCAUGUCAUUAUGGGCAACAUCUACAUCCUCCUCCCACCCCUGAUGAACCCCGUCAUCUACUGCCUCAGAACAAAGCAGAUCUACACCCGGAUCCUCAGAAUAGCCUCUGCCUUGAGUCCUUUUGGGAGAAAAUGGAGCUAA
Molecule: messenger RNA, 966 nt
Organism: Eublepharis macularius
Lineage: Eukaryota; Metazoa; Chordata; Lepidosauria; Squamata; Eublepharidae
Product: olfactory receptor 51V1-like
Exons: 1
Coding region: 1-966 (321 amino acids)
Biological process (GO): G protein-coupled receptor signaling pathway
Cellular component (GO): membrane
Molecular function (GO): G protein-coupled receptor activity; olfactory receptor activity
Source: RefSeq, a predicted model, not a curated record